Messenger RNA from Endocarpon pusillum Z07020, 3579 nucleotides. RefSeq lists its product as uncharacterized. The transcript is spliced from 2 exons. Gene Ontology annotation, molecular function: protein binding; glycerophosphocholine phosphodiesterase activity. The record is from RefSeq and is a predicted model, not a curated record. Lineage: Eukaryota; Fungi; Ascomycota; Eurotiomycetes; Verrucariales; Verrucariaceae. Gene Ontology annotation, biological process: glycerophospholipid catabolic process. Bases 1 to 3579 code for a protein of 1192 amino acids.
AUGAAGUUCGGAAAGAACCUUCCGAGGAACCAGGUCCCUGAGUACGCUAGUUUCUACAUCAACUAUAGCGGGCUCAAGAAGAUCAUCGGGAAUGAGGCGGCAAAGGGUGAAAAGGCGGAUCUGGCUGGCUUCCUUUACUCUCUAGAUCGGAACCUCGAAGAUGUAUCUUACUUCUACAACAAAAAGCUCGCUGAUUUCUCUCGUCGCCUCAAACUUCUUGAAGAUCGCUAUGGACGCUCAUCUGAAGCUGUCCAAGAGCUGGAUGCAGAGGAGAGACAGGACCUGAUGGCGGCAUUGUUGGAGCUAAGAGGACAGCUGAGGAACUUACAGUGGUAUGGAGAUGUCAAUCGGAGGGGAUUUAUCAAGAUCACGAAGAAGCUGGAUAAGAAGGUACCCACAGCAAACGCUCAAAAAAAGUAUCUGGAGCUCAAGGUAUAUCCGUUGGGCUUUGCGACAAACUUUCAGCUGCUUGAAGAGGUGAACAAGAUCAACGAUUGGCUCUCCAUCUUAGGAGAAUCACCGGCUCGCAGUGAAGGAUCUUCCCACCUUUCCACCAACCCCCUUCGACGUGUCGCCUCGGGGCAAAAUCUCAACCUCGAACCCGAGAAGUUAGCUCUUGUCGAGCAACACAUUCGUAAUGAUAUGGUGGAUCAGUUAUCCGCUUCUUUGGCGACUCUACAGGAAUCGGGACUCAGUACGGACGGAACAGCCUUUCAGCAAUUUCUGAAGAACUUGCUCCAAAGAUCCAUCUUUUGCAAGAGUCGAAAAUGUAUCGCGGCCCUGCUGGAUCGCAUUUACUUUCUUGAUGAUCAUGAUGACAUAAACAAGCGAAACUGCAUUCAUCGCCUGGUCAUCUCCAUUGGGAGGUCACGGACCAGCUCUGAUGCUGGAGCUUCAGCUGAGGUGUCGUUCAAAGGUUCAGACGAUAGUGAUCAGUUUAUCACUCCUGCAGCUGCGCCGAUUCUUCCCCCACCAAAAGUGCCCCAAGAGGCUUAUCAAUCCCAGUUGCUCGGAAUGGAAGAUGAAUCGGUAUUACUCUUACAAUACCUCUUAGAUCAGCUGAACCCUGCUCAACGUUCAUCUCUUUUGGCGCGAGACGCUUCCGGAAGAACGCCUUUGCACUACGGUGCACAGUACGGCUGCAAGAUUGUUUGCCAGAUCAUCAUUCAGCACCUGCAGGCUUGGAAGUUGUUCAAGGCAGAGAGUGGCAUUGACGGGUCCGGAUGGCAAGACAAUGAGGGCUGGGCUCCAUUACAUUUGAGUGUCGUUGGCGGCCACCCUCUUACGACGAAGGUACUUCUCGAUGCCGAAAACUGGCUGGGAUCCAGGGAAAGCAAAGCCACAAUGCGACGCAACCAGCCAAAGUCCAGCGCUGUGCUUGCAAUGGCAGUCAAAUCCAAUUUUCUUGAUAUUGUUCGCUUGCUGAUUGAGGCCGAAGUGGACAUCAACUAUCAAGAUCAGCAAGGAGAGACAGCUUUACAUGUAGCAGCACGAUAUGGGCACGAUACUUGCGCCCAGCUGCUGCUUGAGGGAUCGGGACUGCAGAAAGCAAAUACAGAGCUGGCUGAGUACACAUAUGCCUGGACUCCCCUGUUCAUUGCCUCGGUCGAUGGCAAUCUUGGAGUUGUUGAGCUCCUGAUAGAAGCAGGAGCUGAUGUCGAUCGCGUCGACUCUUCCGGCUGGACUGCGAAGGAGCAUGCCUGCCUCCGAGGACAUAUCGAUGUGGCUAGACUAUUGGCAGAGGUGACCGUGAUGUCUGAAUCGACCCCCUCAGAAACAUCGACCAAUGCAUCUACUCCUCCAUCAAGCUCUUCGUCUUUAACAGACAGAAAGUCGAACGCAUCCAUAGGUCAGCAAACAGGAGUCAAAAUAACCGAGCCCGUGAAGUCCUUUGGUCAUCGCUAUCUUACUGAAGAAUCUAUGAUACUGGUGAGCCUCGGCACAAUGGAUACUCGCAAGACGGUUAGGGCAGUGAGUCUUGAUCGGAUUCCACUAGCCAACGCACAUUCCACCCAACUUGAUACUGCCUUGUCCAUUGUUGUUUCUGCGUCGGGUGCGAAAGGGGAGCCGGAGAUAAUUGACCUUCCCGUGCAAGACAACAUAUCCACAGAACCCAUGGCGUUUCUGGCAUCUGAUGCAAGCAAGGUCAAGCUUCUUUUUGACCUGAUUCCAACGUACGCAGGCUCCAAGGAUCGCGUGGUUGGUCGUGGCGUAGCCCUCCUAUCCAGCAUCAAGCCCAGUAUUGGAUCAAAACGAAUUACUUUGCAAGGUGACACCACCGUGCCGAUUAUUGCGGCAAAUACCUUGGACGUUAUAGGUACUGUUACCUUCAACUUCCUUGUCAUUACUCCAUUCAAGCAUCCCAGGAUGUCCAUCACCGAACAGCAGACGUACUGGAAGAGUAGGGCUUCGACCAUGGUGAUCGGUCAUCGUGGCCUGGGUAAAAACAUUGCUAGUCGAAAAUCUUUGCAGCUGGGAGAGAACACAAUUCAAUCAUUCAUCUCGGCCGCAAAUCUAGGGGCGUCAUACGUCGAAUUUGAUGUUCAACUUACCAAAGACCUUGUUCCUGUCAUCUAUCAUGACUUCCUUGUCAGCGAGACUGGCAUCGAUGCGCCAGUACAUACGCUUACCCUUGAGCAAUUCCUUCACGUCAAUGACACCAGGACUCCACGAGGCUCUCGACCACCUUCGCCUAUUCAGAAAGACCCAAAGCUCGCCGAUCUCAAAAGCCUUGAGCCCAGGCGCCCAAGAUCAAUGUCCGUCGGCGGCCCCAACAAUUACGACCCCUUCGACAUGAGUGAGAAAAUGAAGCAUACACGCGACUUUAAAAAGAAAGGCUUUAAAGGGAACAGCCGCGGCAAUCACAUCCAAGAGCCCUUCGCAACCCUGAAAGACAUGUUUCGAAAGCUGCCCAAGACCGUCGGCUUCAAUAUCGAGAUGAAGUAUCCAAUGCUCUACGAGUCUGAGGAGCAAGAAAUGGACACCUACGCCGUCGAACUUAAUUCGUUUGUCGAUACGGUUCUGACCACCGUCUACGACCUGGGCCAGGGCAGGAACAUGAUCUUCUCUAGCUUCAAUCCAGAUAUCUGUUUGCUACUGUCCUUCAAACAGCCCUCUAUUCCUGUCCUUUUUCUGACUGAUUCCGGCACCACGCCAGUCGGUGAUAUCCGCGCCAGUAGUCUUCAAGAGGCAAUCAGAUUCGCUUCGCGCUGGAAUCUGCUGGGUGUGGUGUCCAAUGCGGAACCGCUUGUCAUCAGUCCGAGACUGGUGAAGGUGGUCAAGGAAUCCGGCUUGGUAUGUGUCUCGUACGGCGUGAUCAACAAUGAUGCCGAGAAAGUGCAGUUGCAAGUCAAGGAAGGAAUUGAUGCGGUCAUCGUCGACAGCGUGCUGGCGAUCAGAAAGGAGUUGACGGAAUCUGCGGCCGCGGCUUCUUCCUCUUCUGCCUCGGCGCCGUCGGCUUCUUCGCUCCAGGUCCCCUCGGACUCGCACAUGACGAGUGGGCUGGUUUCGGCGGCUGCAGCGGCAGCGGCAUCUGUGAAGGGCUUGUCGGAUGGCAUGGAGAAGACCAAGUCGAGCUGA